AUGGAAGAGAAGCAGAUGUCGAGUGAGUCAGCGCUAGUGUUGGGCUCUAUGUCCGGCCAAUUAGGUCCACAAAUGGUGACAUCGAGUGUGCCAUCAGUGCAGACAUCGUUCGCGGGAGGCGUCCCCACACUCCUCACCCCUUCCCAGUUGUCUUCGCUCACCAUUAGUCCCGUCCAACAGUCGGCGAACUCGACAUCAAAAUACGCGCAACUCUUGCAAGUGAUCGAAGAGUUAGGCAAAGACAUACGUCCGACGUAUUCGGGGUCCAAGAGCUCUGCCGAGCGGCUCAAGAGAGGUAUAAUUCACGCGAGAAUUCUUGUGCGCGAGUGUCUCAUAGAGACCGAGAGGAAUAACGCCAGGAACUGAUUGUCACACCAUUUGUUCAUUACAUACAAAACCAUUAAAACUAUUUCUAUUUAUUUAUAAUCUAAUGAAUCAUUAUUUGCAAUGAUUUUGGUUUUGAUAUAAUUAUGUAUUUAUUUAUUCAUUGAUAACUCAAUAAUAAAUUGGCAUAAAAUAUAGCAA
Molecule: messenger RNA, 525 nt
Organism: Oppiella nova
Lineage: Eukaryota; Metazoa; Arthropoda; Arachnida; Sarcoptiformes; Oppiidae
Source: the annotation of a GenBank genome assembly